Messenger RNA from Colius striatus (speckled mousebird), 2509 nucleotides. RefSeq names its product MAF bZIP transcription factor F (gene MAFF). Gene Ontology annotation, biological process: regulation of transcription by RNA polymerase II; regulation of epidermal cell differentiation. The record is from RefSeq and is a predicted model, not a curated record. Gene Ontology annotation, molecular function: RNA polymerase II cis-regulatory region sequence-specific DNA binding; DNA-binding transcription factor activity, RNA polymerase II-specific. The transcript is spliced from 3 exons. Bases 383 to 832 code for a protein of 149 amino acids. Gene Ontology annotation, cellular component: nucleus. NCBI's taxonomy places the organism in Eukaryota, Metazoa, Chordata, Aves, Coliiformes, Coliidae.
CGCCAAGCGCGGGGAGCGGCACCGGGAAGGGAGGCUGGGGGGAGAGUGGCCGCGCUCCGGGGCCGCCCGCGCGUCUCUCGGGAGUCCCAGCCACCGCCCCGAAGGGACCCACCGCCGGAGCCAGGGGAGCGGCGGCGGCUCCCCGGCCCGGAUUGCAUCAGCUUCCAGCCGCCCCGGCUCCACCUUUCCCGCCGCCCCUCUCCAGCCCCUCAUCUACCGGCCCGGCCGCCCUCGCCCCCCGGGGGCUUUGCGAACGGGGAGGGGGCUCCCCGACGCGGGGAGAGCCUGCGGCCCGGCCUCCCGGCCCUCUCUCUCCCCUCCCCACCCAGGGACGGGGAGGGACCGGCCACCGGCGAGGGGACAGGGCCAGCGUGAGGCAAGGAUGGCUGCGGAUGGGCUCUCCAGCAAGGCUCUGAAGGUGAAGCGGGAGCUGGGAGAGAACACACCACUGCUGUCAGAUGAAGAGCUGAUGGGGCUGUCAGUGCGGGAGCUCAACCACCACCUGCGAGGCCUCUCCAAGGAGGAGGUGGCGAGGCUGAAGCAGCGCCGGCGAACGCUGAAGAACCGGGGUUACGCCGCCAGUUGCCGGGUGAAGCGUGUCUGCCAGAAGGAAGAGCUACAGAAGCAGAAGAUGGAGCUGGAGUGGGAGGUGGACAAGCUGGCCCGGGAGAAUGCUGCCAUGCGCCUGGAGCUCGACACCCUCCGUGGCAAGUACGAGGCCCUGCAGGGCUUUGCCCGCACCGUGGCCUCCCACGGGCCCUCUGCCAAGGUGGCCACCGCCAGCGUCAUCACCAUCGUCAAGUCCAGUGCCAACCAGGCCGCCUACUCCUAGUGCUGGCCUCUGUCCCCCGGCCGGGCACAGCCUUCCCGGGGUGUCUUCCCCCACAAAUCUCCUCCCAUACCCUCCCUGACCUCCUCUCUACUGGGACCCGUGCCCAGAAUCCUCUUUCUCCCAUCCCUUGACCUCCAGCUUGCCCACGUAGAGAGGGCUGCUGUAGCGUGGGUGCUGGGGCAGAAGACAGGACCUCACUGGUGGCUCCUGAAGCCCUGCAGCCCCUUCCCCUCAUACCCAGCCCUAUACCCUGCUGCAGUCCCCCUGGCUGGGCAGCCCUUGCCCUAGGAGGUGCCAGCAGGAGAGGGUGAGCCCACACAGAUAUCAGUGGGGAAGCAUCCCAUGGCUCCAAGCUGGCAGAAAACACCAGGCGCCUCUCUUUUUGGGGAGGGCGUGGGAGAGCCAAGCACAGGCAAGGCACACCCAGGAGCGUGUGCCAGGGAAGAAAAGGAAGGGAGACAGGUUUUGCAGCGAGGGGUAGAAAGGAGAUGAUGGAGAGAGGUGUCAGCAUUGGCCCUGCAACUUGGUUGGAGCAGGGGAGGUAGCAGCGUGGCUGGAGUCUCUGUGUAUGGAGAUGGUGAGGGAAGGUGGCAGGUCAGAGGGGGAAGAGAAAGUAGCUGAAGGUUGUUGCCUGGUAAAGAUGAGCGGGAUGGGAAUGUGCUGUGGCACUAGGGGAGCCCAGAUGGAGGAAAAGGGUCCCUUGGAGAAGAGGAGGGCUUGGGGGAUGUGAGCUGGUCAGCCCAGGCUGUUGCCUAUGAAGGGGAGAAUCAGUGGUGCUGUUUUAUCUCUCUCCAUCACACGCAUCCUUCACGCCUCUUCCUGCCUACAGGACGCUCAGCCUGGCUGGCCAAGCGUCUCCAAAACAGCAGCACCAGCAGGAAGGAAGCGGAGGCAGCUGGAGCAGAGAUAAACACUGUUUUGCUCAGCACAGGCCAGUUUGUACGGCCCCACCAAGCGCUCCCCAGAGCCCUACCGCCUACAAAGCUCACGGGAAGGUGCUCCUGGCCCCUGAGAAUCUGGAGGCAGAUAGAGGGGUGGAGGUGCAGGAGGUGGGAAGCAGGGGCGGAGAGCAUCCUGGCUUCUGGGACCUGCCUGCCUGGCAGGCAGGUAGGCUCCUCCCUUUGGUUUUCCUCCAGCUUGGACACAGGUGUGGGACAGCCAGCUCUUCCGCAAGGUGAAAGGCCACAGAAGAGCUGCGUUUGCUAAAUACAGGCACCAUGGGGGAGGUAAGAGGAGGCAGACUCUUAUUGGCAUCUGCCGCUGUAGGUGACUUCCCCCAACUCCCGCCCCCUUUCUGCCCUCGCCUGGGUAUUGCCACGCCAGCCACUCUCGGCUGCAGCCCCAUCCCUCCCCGGAGAGGUGCCCGUCGUCGCUCGUGGAGGGGGCACCGUGGUUAGCAUCCCCCCACCCCAGCUCCUCUUGGGUUUUAUUUAUUGCACGAACAUAAGUUAUUUUUCACGUCCUCUUUGCCAUUCCGCCUCUCGGCACAGCCAGGAUGUUGGUACAGAGCCGUACUUUAUAUUUUAUAUAUGCAAAUCACAUUUUAUCUUAUAUAGAGCAAAAAAAAAACUUAUUUAUUUUCUGACUUACGGUAUGUGUCCUACCUGACUCCUCUUGUAUUUUGUAGACUUUACAAAUAAAGCAAGUUCUUUUUUGGUUUGUUUUUUUUUUUCCACA